AUGUUUGUCAGAGUGGUAGUCUUUGUGAAAAUGGUAAAAGCUUAUUGGUGUAAUCACUGUUUGUCAACAAAUCCCACGCCCAUCCCUCCACCUGCACUCCCUCCCACACUGAACAAAGAGACGGUCUCCAAAGCUCUGCUUCCCCAGCUGUUGCGUUGUGAGAGUCUGAGCCAUGAGAAGAGAGAGAGACGCUUCUGUCCCGCCCCCACAAAUACACCAGACACUCCUAACAGGCGGCAGACGAGCCGGCUCUUCCUCUCUUUUCACUGCCGCUUGUCUGCUGGACACAGCAAAGAGAAAAUGCUCCUGAAAACGGAUCUGAUGAGGAAUUGA
Xyrichtys novacula (pearly razorfish) is the source of this 333-nucleotide messenger RNA. NCBI's taxonomy places the organism in Eukaryota, Metazoa, Chordata, Actinopteri, Labriformes, Labridae. The record is from the annotation of a GenBank genome assembly.